UGAGCAUGCGCAGUUGCUGCAUCCUUCCCGAGCUCGCUGCCUGCGGCCAGAGACGCUCGGCAGCAUAAAUAUCGCUUAUUUCUAUGAGGCCGGAUAGCCGGGGUGUACGCCGUUCACGAGGGUCAUUGCCGGAGUUUCGUCCGUAAUGUCCACAUCUAUGCCUUCGUGGUCAGAGAAAGCACUAGUACUGCUUCGCCAAAUGAAUAACUUUCAUUUGCCAGGCUCCAAGCUCACGCAAUGUCUACGUUUCGUUAUUGACGGGAAGCACGUGGGAUGGGUCCCCCCUGCGGUGGCAUCCGCGUUGAGCCGCUUUCCCGAGGUCUUCAGCCCACCCCAGGGGGACAGCAUAACACUCCGCCCCAGCCUGAGAUCGUACAAGAAGCGGUCCGAGGCCGUGCACGAAGUGCUGCGACAGCUGAAGGAGGAGAAUGCCUUCGCCUGUUUGAGGGGAUGGAGGGACGAGCAGAAGUAUGAAGUGAUGCCGCGGUUCUGUGAUGGUUCCCUGAUGUGCAUGGAAAGAUCCGCCACCAGUCUAUUUGGAGUGAAACGGUAUGGAGUCCACGUGAAUGGCUACGUGCAUGAUGAAGCUGGGAGGAUCUGCAUGUGGCUGGCACGGAGAUCUCCUACCAAGCAGACCUACCCAGGGAGACUCGACAACUUGGCGGCUGGAGGUCUGGCAGCAGGAAACAGUGUCAGACAAACCCUCCUCAAAGAGUGCGAGGAAGAAGCACGUAUCCCAGCAUGCAUUGCCAAGGCGGCUCGUCCAGUCAGCACUGUCAGUUAUACACACGAAGAUCACGAGGGCGUUUUUCCAGAGAGCCAGUUUGUGUUUGACCUGAAGCUGCCUUCUGAAUUCAAGCCUCAGAUUGGAGAUGGGGAAGUUGAAGAAUUCCACCUCUGGCCCCUGCAUAAAGUGAAAGAUCUGUUGGUCAGUGACGACUUCAAACCCAACAGUGCCAUGGUGGUCUUGGACUUCCUCAUCAGACACUCUUACGUAGAGCCUGACUCUGAGCCCUAUUACCAGGAGUUUGUGACUGGACUGCACAGGUCCCUUUGAAUCUGCAUCCGAAAGAGUGAUUGUAGAGCAAAAACAAUGGACCUCGCUUCAUCAUAGUUGUUGUAAUCAUCAUCAUCAUACACUGACAAUGCAUUUGUUUAAUGCGCGACUCGCCAUUGAACAAGUUCAUUUUUGUCAGAAGAAUUGUUCUGACUUGACAGGAGGCAGAUUGUUUUGGCCGCUGGUUCUUCAGACAUUCCGGGUUCUACAUGAGGACGUGCCUCUUAUUUUUUUUUCCUAGGCCGAUUAAUAAUGCUACAUCAUUGGUACAAGUACAUUGGAAUGCUUCUCUUCGCCCCCCCGUCUUGCUCUCCAUAGCUUGGGGGUCACAGCGCAGGGUCAGCCAACAUACAGCGUCCCUGGAGCUGGGGGUUAAGGGUCUUGCUCAAGGCCCCUCGGACAUGUGACUGUUCUGCCGAAGCUGAGGCUCCAGACAGAGGUCCUUCUGUUUACAUCCACGGAGCCUUUGUAAAUCAAAAUAAAGUCAGAUGUUACUACUGCAUUUUCUGUGGUUGUUAUCGACUUCAUUAUCUAUUGAUGUAUAUUCUGAUCCCAUAUGGGGUAUAAAGUACAGCUGUAAUAUUUAAGAUGUUCACUUGGACCGAGUCAGGUGGCACAAGGAGACUAGCGUCUGUGUUUUUUUUGUAUUAACUUGCUGUUAAACAUCUGGCAUAUGAAUGAAAAUUUGGUGUCUCAGUUGAUUAAUGCCCAUUUUUACCAAUUACUUGAGGCUGUUUGGUGUACAAAUAUCCCUCUGGCUCUAAAUUCAGAUUUAUAACUCCUCAUUUUACACUUUGUGGGUAAAUUUCCUGCUUGGGGUCAAUAAAUCAUAUCUGUUGAUAA
Molecule: messenger RNA, 1900 nt
Organism: Brienomyrus brachyistius
Lineage: Eukaryota; Metazoa; Chordata; Actinopteri; Osteoglossiformes; Mormyridae
Gene: tpk2
Product: thiamin pyrophosphokinase 2
Exons: 8
Coding region: 146-1057 (303 amino acids)
Molecular function (GO): 8-oxo-dGDP phosphatase activity
Source: RefSeq, a predicted model, not a curated record